AUGAGUAUAGAGGUUCCACCACUACGAUUUCUCAAGCAAUUGCAAAAUUUUAAAAACUUAAAAAAAGGGUUUGAAGUUGUUUACUCUAACCAUGGAGAAAAACCAUUAAAUCAGAACAUUUCAAGACUUUGCAUCUUAGAUUCAUCAUUUAAUCCACCCACAAAAGGUCAUCUCACACUCGUUUCAAAAACCAUUGACUACUACACACAAGAUCAGAAGACCUCAAUUGAUGACAUACAUGUUGUUUUACUUCUGGCAAUCAAUAAUGCGGACAAAUUACCUAAACCAGCACAAUUUGAAUCAAGAUUAGAUAUGAUGGCAUUAUUUGCAGAUCACAUUCAACAAAAAUUUGAAGUACCAGUCACAGUUGCACUCACAGAGUAUCCAAAAUUUAUCGAUAAGGCAAAAGCUCUUGAAACAUGGGUAGAUAGUUGGGUACCUGAUAUGUCAAAAGUUAGAUUUGCAUUCCUUGUUGGAUUUGAUACAUUGAUCAGAAUUUUCAAUCCUAAAUAUUAUACAGCACUUCCAAUAUCCCAAGCUUUAAAUGAGUUCAUACAAAGAAAUGAUACUUUUUGCCUAACGAGAUCUGAUGAAGCUAACGAAAGCAUUACAGAUCAAUUCAAGUAUGUUCAAGAUAUCGCAGACGGCAAAACAGAUUUACCAACUUCAUGGGCCGACAAGAUACACUUGAUGGAGAAUGACCCAGAUGCACUAGCUAUAUCAUCAUCAGAAGUAAGAGACGGUGUAGAAAAGGCAGAUGAUGAUUGGAAAACACAUGUUACGGACGAAGUUGCUCGUUACAUUAUCAAUGAAAAAGUUUAUUGA
Messenger RNA from Hansenula ciferrii, 825 nucleotides. It is a transcript of the gene POF1, whose product is annotated as nicotinamide-nucleotide adenylyltransferase. Gene Ontology annotation, cellular component: cytoplasm; nucleus. The transcript has a single exon. Lineage: Eukaryota; Fungi; Ascomycota; Saccharomycetes; Phaffomycetales; Wickerhamomycetaceae. Gene Ontology annotation, molecular function: nicotinamide-nucleotide adenylyltransferase activity; ATP hydrolysis activity. The record is from RefSeq and is a predicted model, not a curated record. Bases 1 to 825 code for a protein of 274 amino acids.